AUGUCUGAUUAUUUGUAUGGAAAAUCAUUAAAUGAUUUUGGGUCUGUCAAGAGCACAAAUUUAUUUUCUUGUUUAAACAUUGAUAAAAACUUCUUAAAGAAACCAGUUUCUACAUGGGAAGAAGACGUUGCCUAUUUGCAGGCAAAAAGAAGGCUUCUUUCUUUAAGGGCCGUGAAUGAUACAGCUGAAAGAGCUGUAAAACUUAUGCAAGAUUUUCAUGGUUUAAUUACUGCAAAAGAAGAACAAAAACAAUUUUUGCUGCGCUGUGUACAAGAGCAUAGAAAUCUCUACACAAGGAUAAGCGUUAAAGACAGCGAUUUCUUCAGGGCUCUGUCGGCACGGGUUAACGUUGACAUAGGAAGAUAA
Messenger RNA from Brassicogethes aeneus, 366 nucleotides. NCBI's taxonomy places the organism in Eukaryota, Metazoa, Arthropoda, Insecta, Coleoptera, Nitidulidae. The record is from the annotation of a GenBank genome assembly.